Molecule: messenger RNA, 1453 nt
Organism: Xenia sp. Carnegie-2017
Lineage: Eukaryota; Metazoa; Cnidaria; Anthozoa; Malacalcyonacea; Xeniidae
Exons: 5
Coding region: 602-1453 (283 amino acids)
Source: RefSeq, a predicted model, not a curated record
GCGUACGGGACAGAGUUCAUUAAUCUUAUCUUGUGUCACAUCACUUUACGAUUACGUUAUUGUAAACGCUUUUGGCUUCUCCCUAACACGCAGCCCGGCUUUUAGUUGCGUUGAAAGCAGAUUUCGACAUUACUAUGUCGACACUCAACAUCUACGCUGGAAACGCCUUCGCUUAGAGAGUAUAAUUGAGCUUAGAUAAAUAUUAAAGAACGAGAAUAGACUGAAGUUGAAGUGUUGAAAUCACGAGACUGCAACUUGAGUCAUGCUGAAGACCGCCCCUUACUUAAACAACCGAAACUGAAACACAAAAGAAAGACAUAAUUUGUCAUUCGAGCACCGUCUAAACUUGUCAUAAGAAUAAGCACUGAAAACAGGAGUUUACAAAACGCUAGCAACAGCCAACCGAUCCAACAAAUACUUCCUUUAUAUGAAACUUGAGAAGAGGAAAUGGAAAUACUCAAAACAGUCAAGUCAAUAUUGACGAAGAAUUGAAAAUGUUGAUGAAGAACAUUCUUUUAAUUCUGUAAUGAAUCAUAUAAUUCAUUUUGACCCAUUGUGAAUUGCAUUGUAGGAAAGUACCUCAGUCUGGUGAUCGUUGUCAAUGAUGUCAGUGAACAACUGGCACCUACAGUCUAUUCUCAUGACUUCGUGGUAUCUACAGUUCGGUCUUGCUGCCAUGACCGGCCAAACAACCGCUGUUUACAGGAACGCUAUCGACAGCUUUUAUGUCGGAAUCAAUGGCUGCAAAAUUGAUGCAAAUGUGUGCAGCAGAUUUUCCCGAUGUCAAAAAGAUGGUUCCUGUUUGUGCACAUUUGAAAAUCCUUCUUUCUAUAACGACGGUGUUCGAUAUGGAUGUGUUGCCAACACGGACAAGCGCUUGACAACAAUAGCUACAGAUCCCCCAAAGGAAGAGAAAUGCUUGCAAGUGCGUGGUCAUAUAAUGACACACAAUCCAAAACAUCGGUCGGCACUCAACACCCACAGGAAUUCAAUGAGGAACUGUCGCUUCGAGAGAGCACUGGUGAAGUUCCCGGACAUAAUCCGUGACAGCGAGCAAUCUUGGCUCAACACGUCCUACGUUGAAUUAAGAGCACAAAAAAAUAACGUAACUUUAAAAUGGCUAAAACCCGUACCUCAGUUGAAAGGCACGAUCGUUACAUUACAAUUCAUAUGUCCUUCAACUUCCGAUCGCACAACCGACCAGUGUGUGAAAGCAAAAGUUUUAGGUGCAUGGCAUAAAGCAAGCACAAGAGAAUGUGCAAAUGUUAGCUGGAGGUUGAGUUUUGACUCGAGAGGCUGGUCCAUAUGCAAGAACAAAUAUCAUUUCAUCACCGGAUUUCGUCGUAGCACUGCAAGAAAAAAUGAUCCCAUUUAUCUUUUGGAGGAUGCAAGGUGCUGUGAAUCAACACAAACAUACGAUAACGAGCCUGGCGUGUGCCGGAUAGCUAAUUGA